AUGAUGGCUCCUCCAUCUGAAGAACGAAAACAUACAGAACCACAAGAUACCAAUCUACAAACUCAAGAUAGCGAUUCCCCUACGCCCAUCGCAAGUCCCGUUGAGGAGUUUGAUGACGACGACAAUGAUGAGAUACCUCUUACUCUGGCAGCUUCGGUAGUCUUGUCGGAUUUGCCUAAAGAUGCAGCUACUGCCUUAGCGGAUAUAGUAGCUGCGACAGCCUCUCAGCAAGACAAAAAGAUUAUUGUACGAUUCAAGGCUGUCGGGUCGGCCCCUCAGCUCGCUCAGGACGUUUGCAAGAUUAGUGCUGCUCGCCGUUUUGAAGAGGUGGUACGCUAUCUUAGGCGGAAGCUACGAUGCGCCGAAACAGACAGUGUAUUUCUUUAUGUUAACAGCGCUUUCGCUCCAAGCUUGGAUGAAGUUGUCGGAAAUCUACACCAGUGUUUCAAAAAUUCAUCAGAUCACCUUGUUGUGGCGUAUUCAAUGACGCCGGCUUUUGGAUGA
Messenger RNA from [Torrubiella] hemipterigena, 504 nucleotides. The record is from the annotation of a GenBank genome assembly. NCBI's taxonomy places the organism in Eukaryota, Fungi, Ascomycota, Sordariomycetes, Hypocreales, Clavicipitaceae.